CGCGGUAGCGGACCUCUGCUUUGAGUCUAGUUCUUGAGCGUAAAGACGGUUUACUCGAGAGAAGUCUUGUAUCAGGUGUUCAUCCAAACGAAUACAUAUUGUCUCAUGUCUUGACUCAGACAAUGGUUGUCAUACUUCAGACAUUUUCAGUACUUAUGAUCGCAUUUCUAAUCUUUGAGAUUCCAAACCGGGGCUCAAUAUUAUGGGUCUCAGUACUGAUUGUCAUGCAAGGGGUGUGUGGUAUGGCUUACGGCAUACUAAUCUCUGCCAUCACUAAAGAAGAAAACUUUACGUUAAUCCUAUGCAUGGGUUCAAUGUUUCCACAAUUCCUUCUGAGCGGUGUGGUGUGGCCGGUCGAGACAAUGCCAAAGAUAUUGAUAUUCAUAAGUACCGCAAAGAGUAUAGAAGCGGUUCGCUAUAUGUUGUACAGGGGCUGGGGUUUAGACCAUUUCGAAGUGUAUUUAGGUUUCAUAAUAUCCAGUUCAUGGUGA
This is a messenger RNA of Oppiella nova, 491 nucleotides long. NCBI's taxonomy places the organism in Eukaryota, Metazoa, Arthropoda, Arachnida, Sarcoptiformes, Oppiidae. The record is from the annotation of a GenBank genome assembly.